GGCACCGGGAUAUCUCCCCCAUUGUUUCCUCCCCCACAAAUCUCAUCUUCUUCUCGUUAGGGUUAGGUCUCUCCGGCGCGGCGCGGCGCAAUCCGCAAAUCCCGACGACGGUGCCCCCCUGAGCCAAGCAACGAGCGGAUCCACUCGAUCUAGUCCCAUGGCCACGGCGGUGCUCAGAUCCCACGACGCGCUCGCCAACAGGAUGCAUCUCGACGCCUUCGCCGCCUCCCCCCAGGCCGCCAAGCAGCGCCGCCGGCGCCACCCCAAGCCGGCCUCGCCGCCGCCCAAGGUGGUCGCCGGCUCUUCGCCGCCAAAGCCGGCUCUUUUGGCGUCUCCGGCGUUGAAGCAGGCCCCCGCGGCCGGCCGUCGGUCCCCGCCGGCGAAGCCUGCCCGCAAGCAGCCGUCCCCGACCAAGGAGAAGCCCCGGCAGCAGCCCAUCGUGAUGGAGGCCGUCCGGAUCCUCAAGCGUGGCGAGGAGCCCCCGGCCCCCUCACCCGCCCCUUCACCUGUCCAGGCCCGGGCGCAAGCCCCGCCCGCGGACAGGCGUCUGUGGUCUCCCUCCCCUGCCUCACCGCCCGUCGUCAAGGCCCGGCCCCAAGCCCCGCCAGCGGACAGGCGCGUACGGUCUCCUCCCCCAGCCUCGGCACCUAUCGCGUCGGCCCGGGCGCAAGACCCGCCGGCCGACAAGAGGGCGCUCCGGACCACCAGCCGGAUCGGCCCGCAGCAACCUGCCGUCGUCCCGACUAAAAAGAUGGUGCCAGUCGCCAUCGCAACCAGCUACGCGGGCCCGGCGUUCUCCGCCGCGGCCCCGGAGCCGAGCUCCCUUCCCCUCCCAGGGUUCUUCUUCCGGCGCGCAGAGGAAGAGGCCACCCGCGGCCUCCGGUGCCUGCUCCGCAUCGGCGAGCUCUCAUGAUGACGGCUCCCCCUCCAGCAGCAGCGUGUGCGCCCCCUCCGCGGCCGCGCCGUUCUGCUCUGCUCCGUCCUCCCCCUCGUAUCACCGCCUCUCCACCGGAGCAACAACAAGAAGAAGAGUUCGGUGUGCGGAUGGAUCCGGCGGCAAGCUUGGCCGGAUCAGAUCCCGGCUCCGUUCCGAUCGAACCCUUCCGGUAUUUUUUCAGAGGAAGGGUCAUCGGGGGAGCGGAGGUCCGGCGGUAGGGUUUGGUGGUGGUUGCUUUAGGUUCGCGCGUUGCUGCUGCUGCUGCACAGGUGUUUGGUUCGCCUUGAUGUCGUUAGGUAGCUUGUUAAUUGUCGGUCAGUCAGAACGAUUAAGGGUUGGUUCUUGGUUUAGGUGGCGAUGAUCUGGUAGCUAGGGAGUGGGUCUCAGGUUUGGUUGCAGUGAUGAUAAUAAUUGAAGUUUAUGUGUGCGUGUGUGGGUUGAAGGUUGAGUUUAAGGUAUGAGUUAUGAGGUAAGUUAUAUAUACUGAGACUGAGAAGUAUGGAGUAGUUGCAUCAUCAGCUGAGCUAUGUGUAGUUGGUGUAGCAACUGAGAAGUGUGUGCAUCAGCUAGGCUAUGUGUAGUUGAUCUAGCAACUGAGUUUAUCUCCUAGGUAAGAGUUGUUCAUGUUCCUUUGUAAGAUAUCGAAGUCUGUAUCGGUCGAUGAUAGUGUUAUAAUCCGUGAAAUAAAAUAUGUCAGUGGUAGAUUAUAGAUUA
Triticum urartu is the source of this 1651-nucleotide messenger RNA. RefSeq lists its product as uncharacterized. Lineage: Eukaryota; Viridiplantae; Streptophyta; Magnoliopsida; Poales; Poaceae. The record is from RefSeq and is a predicted model, not a curated record.